Messenger RNA from Stylonychia lemnae, 801 nucleotides. The record is from the annotation of a GenBank genome assembly. Lineage: Eukaryota; Ciliophora; Spirotrichea; Sporadotrichida; Oxytrichidae.
AUGAAACUUGCCAGAAAAUUAGAUAAUUUGCAAGAUUAUUUCAGAUACAGUGUUUCAAGUCAAACUCUACAAGCCUUAAUUUGUUUAAGUCUAAUGAUACUAAUAUCAACCAAGGGUGAUAUUAUUUCUGUAUAUAACCAAGACUGCUUGAAUUGUAUUUCUCAUGGACACAAAUAUUGUGACAACAAGUGUAUUACUAACGCGACUACUGAUUGCAUUAUUUAAGAUUAAUAAACAGAAAUUACAAUUGCGAAUAAAAUAUAUGAAUGCCCCUUAUUUUGGUAGCGAAAUGAUAACAAUUGUACUAGUCACAUUUCAGACUUUAAUCUUGAAGAUGACAAUAUUGGGAUGAUUAGGAAAAAUAGAUACCAAGUUAAUGCCAAAUAAUGGUGUCUUUUAGUGAUAAACAAUUACAUUGUUGAUAAGUCUAUUCCAGGGUGCAUGAAAAUAGAUUAGAUUUAGGGAAACUUGGAAUUCUACUCAAAUUUCUACAAUGAAUACUUAAAUGGAACAGAAAUGGCUACAUUUGCAGCACUUAAUCAAUAAAAGCUGAGUACUAAUUUAACUAUAGAUUAAGAAUUUGCUAUCCAGUCAAUCGAUUAGUUGUCAUAAACUUGGGACUAAGCUUCUUUAGUAAAAAUACCUGGAAAUAGUUCUUCGAGAUUCAUAUUUGUGUAUAACCCUGAUACUUACUCAAAUAAAUUUCAACUCAAGAUUUCUUAAGCUCAAUACUUUUGUUUCAUAAAAAGGCUGUAUCUUGCAUUAUUUUUGAUCACUGGAAUUAUUACUAUUAACUCAUGA